AUGGGAUGGGACUGUCCGAAACGACAAACCACAGCUGAUUUCUUAACUUCGUUGACUAAUCCUGCUGAAAGGGUUCCAAGACCAGGAUAUGAGGACAAACUUCCAUACACACCCGUAGAAUUCGAAGAAUAUUGGAAGAAGUCACCUCAAUAUAAGAAAUUAAUAGAAGAUAUUGAAGAAUAUUUGAAGCAGAAAGAGGGCUCCGACCGGGAUUUAUAUCACCAAGCGCAUGUUGCAAGACAAUCGAACCAUAUUUCUCAAAAAUCUUCUUUCACAGUUUCGUUUUUUAUGCAAACUAGGUAUAUCAUGAGUAGAAACAUAUUGAGGACAAAGGGUGAUCCAUCUAUAGCACUACAGUCCAUUGCAUUACAGGUAGUUAUGGGCUUAAUUAUAGGCUCUACUUACUAUAACUUGGAAACUACCACUGGGUCAUUGUUUUACAGAGAAGCUGUGUUAUUUUUUGCUAUUUUAUUCAACUCAUUCUCAUCUAUUUUAGAGAUUAUGUCAUUAUUUGAAGCUAGACCAAUUGUGGAAAAGCAUAAACAAUACGCUUUAUAUCGACCCUCAGCUGAUGCGUUGGCGGGUAUUAUCACUGAAUUACCUACUAAAUUUUUCAUGUCUAUGGGUUUUAAUUUUUUUGUUUACUUUUUGAGUAAUAUGAGGCGUGAUGCUGGGAGGUUUUUCUUCUAUUGGCUAAUGAAUGCACUCUGUACUUUGGUUAUGUCACAUUUUUUCAGAUCGUUGGGAGCUGUUUCUACAUCAUUUCCAGGCGCUAUGACUCCUGCUACAGUAGUAUUGUUAGCCAUGGUUAUAUUUUCUGGUUAUUGUAUUCCACCUCCCAAUAUGUUGGGAUGGUCAAGAUGGAUUGGUUAUAUAAAUCCAGUUUCAUAUGUAUUUGAAGCGUUAAUGAUAAAUGAGUUUAACGACCGUGAAUUUACAUGCUCUGCAUUUGUUCCAGCUGGUCCAAGUUAUAUGGAUAUUAGUAGCGACCAAAGUAUCUGCUCUGUUACGGGUAGCCGUCCAGGCUUAUCUUUUGUCAAUGGUUCAGAUCAUAUUGCUGUUACAUAUGAAUACUAUAAUAGCCAUAAAUGGGGAUGCUUUGGUAUUAUUGUUGGUUUUAUUGUUUUCUUCCUUGUUUUAUAUGUUAUUUUAAGUGAAUUCAAUAAGGGGUCUAUGCAAAAAGGUGAAGUUACCUUAUUUUUGAAGAGUUCAUUAAAAGAGCAUAAAAAACAGGCUGCUAAGGGUGCAGCCACUACUAAGGAUAUUGAGAACUCUAAUAUUUCAAAUGAAAAAAUUUCCCACAAGGAUCAGUUGGAUGCAAAUAAAGAAGAAAAUAAUAAUAAUAAUAAUGCAUUACCGUCCUCUAAAGAUAUUUUUCACUGGAGAGAUUUAACGUAUCAAGUUAAGAUUAAAUCAGAAGAUCGUGUUAUUUUGAAUCAUGUUGAUGGAUGGGUCAAGCCCGGUCAAUUAACAGCAUUAAUGGGAUCCUCGGGUGCUGGUAAGACCACCUUAUUGAAUUGUUUAUCCGAAAGAGUUACAUCUGGUAUCAUUUCCGACGGAACUAGAAUGAUCAAUGGGCAGGAGUUAGGCUCUUCGUUUCAGAGGUCAAUUGGUUAUGUCCAACAGCAAGAUUUGCAUUUGCCCACCUCCACUGUGAGAGAAGCGCUAAGAUUUUCUGCUCAAUUAAGACAACCAAACUCAGUUUCGAUUCAGGAAAAGAACGAAUAUGUCGAGUAUAUUAUUCACUUAUUGGAUAUGAACCUUUAUGCUGAUGCGUUGGUUGGUGUUGCCGGUGAAGGACUUAAUGUUGAACAACGUAAGAGGUUGACGAUUGGUGUUGAAUUGGUUGCCAAACCAAAAUUACUAAUAUUCUUAGACGAACCUACUUCAGGUUUAGAUUCUCAAACAGCGUGGUCUAUUUGUAAGUUGAUGAGGAAAUUAGCUGACCAUGGCCAAGCAAUUUUGUGUACUAUCCAUCAGCCAUCAGCAAUUCUAUUACAGGAAUUUGACAGGCUUCUAUUUUUACAAAAGGGUGGUAAAACUGUAUAUUUCGGCGACUUAGGAGAGAACUGUCAUACAUUGAUUGAUUACUUUGAGAAAUAUGGUGCACAUCACUGCCCAGAAGAGGCGAAUCCAUCGGAAUGGAUGUUAGAGGUUGUAGGUGCUGCACCAGGUAGUCACGCCAAUCAAGACUAUCAUGAAGUCUGGAAAAAUUCAGCAGAGUAUCAAAUGGUUAAAGAUCAUUUAACAGAAAUGGAAACCGAAUUAGUCAAAAUUCCAAGGGAUGAAUCACAAGAAGCCAAAAGGUCAUUUGCCGCACCAAUUUGGAAGCAAUAUCUUAUUGUUACCAAGAGAAUCUUUGAACAAAAUUGGAGAUCUCCAUCAUAUAUAUAUUCCAAACUAAUCUUGGUUAUCUCAUCGUCAUUAUUUAACGGUUUUGCAUUUUUUAAGGCUGAUAGAUCAUUGCAAGGAUUACAAAAUCAAAUGAUUUCCAUAAUCCAGUUUCUAGUCCCAUUUAUGACGUUAGUUCAACAAAUGAUGCCAUAUUACAUUAAACAAAGAGAUAUUUACGAAGUUAGAGAGGCUCCAUCGAAGACCUUUAGUUGGUUUGCAUUUAUAACGGCUCAAAUUACUUCCGAAAUUCCAUAUCAAGUUGUCAUUGGUACGCUUGGAUUCUUUUGUUGGUACUACCCUGUUGGUUUGUAUGAUAAUGCGGUCCCUACUGAUUCUGUUGAUAGUCGAGGUGUCUUGAUGUGGUUAUAUAUUACUGCUUUCUAUGUCUACACCUCAACCAUGGGCCAAUUAUGUAUUUCAUUUAUUGAAGUGCCUGAAAAUGCAGCUAAUUUGGCAGUUAAUUUAUUCACUGUAUGUUUGAUCUUCUGUGGUGUCUUGGCUCCCUAUGAUUUUUUGCCGGGUUUCUGGACAUUUAUGUAUAGGUGCUCGCCCAUGACUUAUUUUGUCCAAGGUAUGGGAUCAACUGGAUUAUCAAAUGUUGAAGCGGUAUGUUCAGAAUCUGAGUUAUUGAGAUUUGAGCCUAGAAGUGGUCAAACAUGUGGUAGUUACAUGGCUGAUUAUAUCAAACAAACCGGAGGUUAUUUGGUCGAUGGAAACGCUACUUCAAAGUGUGAAUAUUGCACCACAAAGUCCACCAAUGAUUACUUGGCUAGUGUAGAUUCAUUGUUCAGUGAAAGAUGGAGAAAUUGGGGAAUAGUGAUCUGCUUUAUUGCAUUUAAUAUAAUUUUUACAGUUUUUUUCUACUGGAUAGCUAGAGUUCCAAAGAGCAACAGACAAAAGAAGUAA
This is a messenger RNA of Debaryomyces hansenii CBS767, 3300 nucleotides long. Its product is annotated as DEHA2F00154p. Gene Ontology annotation, biological process: transmembrane transport. Gene Ontology annotation, cellular component: membrane. The record is from RefSeq and is a predicted model, not a curated record. Bases 1 to 3300 code for a protein of 1099 amino acids. The transcript has a single exon. Gene Ontology annotation, molecular function: ABC-type transporter activity; ATP hydrolysis activity; ATP binding. Lineage: Eukaryota; Fungi; Ascomycota; Pichiomycetes; Serinales; Debaryomycetaceae.